UGCCAGGUGCCGGUUCUCUGAGGUGAUGGGGUCCGAAAUUCCAGCUGGGGAAGUACCUGGUGACCAGGGCUCAUCCCCUGAGGAAGGAGCGUCGAGUUGCUCGUAUGGAGCUGCGCCUGGGACACCCGCCGCCGCCUGCCGAGCCCUGAGGCUCCUAGGAGCUGCCGGGGGACCGGGAGACCACCCGGCCGGGGAAGCCUCUGCGAAACCUGCUGUGGUCCCGCGUCCUCUGUAGGUCUGAAACUCCCCUGGCCACUGUCGCUCCCUCAUAAACACGGCCCGCAGGUUCCCUGGUGCGUUCUGUAAACCACUGAAGAAAACUCAAUAGGCUCGUAGAAAGAUACUGGUUCUUGACGCCUAAAACCGUCUGUUAGAAGUUGUAGUUUGAAGACAUAAGGGCACGUUGUCAAAGGGUACCAAGGCAGCUGGUAGCAAUACGAGGAAAAGAGGAAGAUUCCUCCUUCCACAGCACGGAAGGAUGGGAGGAGUGGUCCCCAGCAGCUUAUGGCAGCGUUCCUUCGAAGAGGAGCACAACUAGGGCAUAAUUCCUGACAGAAUAAAAAAAAAAGAGCUUUCUAAGUGGACAAAGUUGUCAACAGAUAACAAGCUGAACACCAAAUACCGAUUUUACAUUGAGCUGAAUUAUUUUAUUAAUCUUGUAUGAGCUGUACAGAAACCGCAUCCUGUGACAGAAGGGAAAGAAAACCACCACCCGCCUGCCUAAAAAAGAUCUUCUCAGCUAACACAGGUUUCUCUGUGUCUAUAUAUGAUGUGACAUCACAAAGCAUUUGUCUCAGGUGGCCCAAGUUUUCAGGAACCUCCUCUUACAGAGUCACAGCUACAGCUAUGAAUAGUGUAGACCAUUCAUUACUGGUUCAUUUUAGUGAUGUUACACUUAAAGGAACUCUAACUUCAUUAAUUCCCAGUACUAUUUAUGCUAUCCAAGCAGAAGCCAUUGACAGGAAUGGAAUUAUUCUUGCAGAAACACAGAUUAUGCAGUCCACAGCUCCAGACAUACCUGUUAUUGACCAAGCUUAUUCAAAACUUAGCAACAGUAUCACAGUGGAAUGGAAAGCAGUACCUGGAGCUACUAGUUACCUGUUGACUGCAGAAGAUGGAGAUUCCUUAAUUGAAACUGUAGUUACAAAUUCUCCAGGCACAGUGAUGGGGCUGAAACCUGCCACCUUAUAUAGACUCUCAAUCAGAUCUAUAAAUUCAGGAGGAAAAAGCCAGCCCUCACUCUUCAGAAAAGCAAAAACAGUCCUGGCUGCUCCAGUUCUGUCUGUUAGUUCUCCGAGUUGUGACUCCAUUGCAGUGAGCUGGAAAGUUAUGCAUAUGGCAGCUGGAUUCUCAGUGUCCCUCAUGAGAUCAGAUGGCUUGGGCAGAAUGCUGAAGGAGAACACCACCAACACCUCAUUGAUAUUUACAAAUCUAGAUCCAGGAACGCUCUAUACUAUCAAGGCAUAUGCCUGGAAUGUCAAUGGGAUACCUGGAGAUGAUUUCACAUGCAACCAAAGAACAAGUCCCAAGGCACCAGCAGAUGUUCAAGUAUUUUUUCAUAGUGGUGCUUCAAGAGCUAUUGUUUCUUGGAUGCCAGCCAAAGGAGCUCUAACUUACAGUGUGACAGCCUCCAGUGGACUCUUCAAACUGAACUGUAACACAUCUUCUACCUCCUGUCUGGUGCUAUCACUCCAGUGUGGCUCUGAAUAUUCUAUUUCUGUCACAGCAUACAAUGAUGCUGGAUCCAGUAAACCUACUGAUGCAGUAAGCUUAAAAACUAUUCCUUGUGCACCAGUAAAUGUAUCAAUUGAGGAGGAUGAACCUGGCCACUUGUUGGUAUCGUGGUCUAGCGUCAAUUUUGGUCACUAUUAUGUGGUUUUUGUGAAAAGUGAUGAUGGCUUUGAAGUGCACUGCAACACAUCACAUACUCAUUGCCAUUUCCAGUCAGACUGUGGCUUCACUUACUUCAUUAGUGUCUUUGCAUACAACAAGGCAGGGCAGAGUCCUUUAGGUGAUGUAUUCAAUUACACUACUGCACCUUGUUGCCCCAGUGACUUCAGGGCCGUGUUCGUGUCGAGCGACACUGUGCGGGUCACCUGGGCUCCUGUCCGCGGGGCUGAAAUGUACGAAACGAGAGCUGUUGGCUGGAGCGGCGCGGUGCUCUGCAACGACACCGCCACAGCCUGCACCUUGUCUGCCCUGCAGUGCAACACCCACUAUAACGUCACGGUUUAUUCUUUCAGUGAAGCCAGGGGCAGCAACACGUCGUGUGCAUCUAAGGACGUGGCAACAGCUCCCUGCAGUCCUGAAAUUAAAAAUAUCUCAAAGGAGGCUCUAUCUGUAAUCAGUGUGCACUGGCAAUCUGACAAUGAAGAAGCAACAUAUGUUGUCACUGCCAGAGGAGAAGCUGGACUUUGGCAUUGCACAAGCUCUGCAAAUUCCUGUACCCUGAUUAAUCUUCCCUGUGGAUCUGCUUUCUCUGUCAGCGCUAUAGCAAGAUCACCAGCAGGACAGAGCUUGCCAAGCUACAGUGUCCCUUUAGAGACAGCUCCCUGUUGUCCUAGUGACCUGAUACUAACUCAAGUGACACAGUCUGUAACAAAUAUCAGCUGGUCUGUUGGAGUGGGUGCACAGACAUACAUAACAAUGCUGGAGUCUCCAAAAGGACAGGCAAAGUGUCACACUCUUCAAAACUACUGUCUCCUGGGAUGCAUCACAUGUGGCACCAACUAUACAGUAUCUCUGAAAGCAGUCAGUGAAACGGGUUUGACAUCCAGUUGCACAUAUCAAGGAUAUUCUUCCAGUGUUUGCUGCCCUUCUGGGGUGAAGCUAUAUAGACUUGGCAAUAAUGGUAUCAGGGUGUACUGGCAAGCUUCUGACAAAACAGUAAACUACAAUACUGAUUUAUUUGGCUCAAAAGGCAAUUUCACCUGUACCCCUAUCUCAGGUCUAAGUCACUGUGUUAUCACCAAGAUACCUUGUGGGGAUGUCUACACAGUGGUAGUAUCUCCAGUUACUGAUAAAGGGCCGAGGCUUACAUUUUGUCCCAAAAAAAUAUAUUCAGUUACCUGUUCUGGAAGCUCUGUUGGAAUGGUGAUUUAUAGAGGAAAGAGCAAUGCAGAACAACAUACCUAGAUGGAAAUUCUGGUUCAGAUAAGGAGAAAUUUUCUCCUAAUGACCCCAAGCCAAAUGCCCACUGCAGCUGUACUGCCAGCAACUGCAACAGACCAUUCAACACUGGAGACUCAUCUUACAAUUUCUGAUCACAGCUGCAUUGUAGAAGUGCUGUGGAUUUGUUCCUUCCAGUUUCAAGGAAGGUCACAUGAAAUAGAAUGGCAUAAAAAAGACAAAAAGGAAUUAAAGAGUCCCUGGCUCCAAACCGAAGAGCUGCAUGAUACUAAAUCCCAAUGGUAACUUAAGACUGGCAUCUUGGUUUAAAUCGUUUUCAUGGGUCUUGGUUAGUUACAAAUAUUGUGCUAUCAAUUACACUGCUAGCUCAAGCACAUAAUACAGAUCCAAUUAAAUGGAAAAACUGAGAAAGUACUAUUAAUUGAAAAAUAAAAGUUCUUAAAUUACUACACUUGUAAGAGAUACUGGCGCAGGCUGGUCUUUGCACAAGCUGUAUCAAAAUGUUCACUCUAUUAUACUUAAGUGGCUCUCCCUGCUUUCAGGGCAAAUACUGUUUCUCAGUUACCUCAGUUUUACCUCCAAAUAAAUAAUGCUUUAACUGUAUUUCUCAAUAAUGGCAGCAGAUGAGGAGCAGUCAAAGAACAACUGGAAAAUGGUAAUCCAUUUUCCCUGAUAAAACACUGGCCUUGCAGCCUUUCUGUCCUGUUUUGGAAACUCACAGGCUGAAGGUUAAAAACUACCAAGACCAAAAGAAGUCUUCUAAGUGGCAAAUAAGGUAAAGUUGUCCUCAUAGGUUUGACAGAAUCCAUGCAAUCUCUUACUGGACUGCAAAGACCUUUGUAAUAUUCUAUUAGCCAUGGUAUUUCUUAAAUGGACAAGAGUAUUUCUCCUCCCUUAUUACUUGACAACUCAGUAUUGUGGUUUUACAGUGCAAUGGAAUUGUUGAAGCUUAAGCUGUGUGUCAAGCUCAGAUUUAAAAUCAGGUAACAAUAUAGUACCUGAACAACCUGAGCAUUAAGAGAUUUUGAAUACUAAAAAUCACUAAGGUAACUAAAGGAAAGACUAACAAUUCAGUAAACAAUAAAAGCAGGGAGGAAGAAAAUCCCAGGUUUUUUACUUCUUUGAAUACUAUAAGAGUAUUUUAAGAAAUUCAAGAACUGUUUGUUUUCUCCUGGAGGUUUAAAAAUAUCCUAGUAUUUGAGUAUCAUGCCUAGACUACCUGCAUAACACAGAAUCAAAAAAGGCACAAAUAUCAAUUUAUUUCUACCUUCAGAUCGCUUCAUGAUCACGAACGAGUCACACUUUAUGUUCUUCCUAUUUUGGGGCUUCUGCAUUUGUUAGCUACAUCUGCCUUAAAGGGAACUUAUUACAUAAAAUCUUCUAUCACACAGAGUGUCACUCAGUCUGAAAUUGAAACAUGGAGCAACUCAAACACUCUUUAACUGGCAACGAACAUGCAGGGAAAAGCUGACACUCAGUACAAAGGAAUUAAUUGAGAGUUUAUUCCAGAUGCUUCUCCUCACUUAGUAUACAAGUCAUCAGAAUAAUCUAUCAAAUAGACUUGGACUUAAAUGAUAUUAUUUUCUUCUGUUAUGUAUUUUGGUUUUUACUUCUAACAACCUGUUUAAAAAAAAAAAAUCUGCCAGAUGAAAUGUUCAGCACAAACUGCAAUCCUUACUAUUUGUAAAAAAUAUGACUUAAAAAAGGACACUAUCAGGUAAUUCUUAAUUUUAAGUGUUUACACAUAUAAAAAUGCUUUGGAAGCUUGAAACUGAAA
Molecule: messenger RNA, 4906 nt
Organism: Apus apus (common swift)
Lineage: Eukaryota; Metazoa; Chordata; Aves; Apodiformes; Apodidae
Gene: FNDC7
Product: fibronectin type III domain containing 7
Exons: 14
Coding region: 661-3135 (824 amino acids)
Molecular function (GO): protein binding
Source: RefSeq, a predicted model, not a curated record